This is a messenger RNA of Debaryomyces hansenii CBS767, 4491 nucleotides long. Its product is annotated as tRNA methylation protein. Gene Ontology annotation, biological process: tRNA methylation. The transcript has a single exon. Gene Ontology annotation, cellular component: cytosol. The coding region runs from base 1 to 4491 and encodes 1496 amino acids. Lineage: Eukaryota; Fungi; Ascomycota; Pichiomycetes; Serinales; Debaryomycetaceae. The record is from RefSeq and is a predicted model, not a curated record.
AUGUUGAGUGAGGAAGACGUAAAAACGGUUGAGCAAUAUCUUAUUGUAAAUAAAGAAGUACGACCAGAAGAAUUGAAGAAGAUAUUCCCAAGUUUGUAUUCGACAUUGAUCAAUGCUGACUCGGUGGAUAGUGCACGGAUACUAUGUAGCGAUACAUUAUGUAUUUGGAUGUUGAGAAGCAUCAAAAUGAUGAGAAUGCAGCAUGCGGAACAAUUGUGUGAAGUGCUAACCGAAGAUACUAGUAGCAGGAUAUUUGAGUAUAUCAUGGAUUUUUUGGAAAGUGGUACAGGCCCACUUGUAAACUCUUUGGUGUCAUUAUUGCAUAGGUUGAUAGGAUUCUGUAAGGUAUUAAUGCCAUUACAUGUGGACUUAUUUCAUCGAUGGGUAGAUCAGGCGAUGAAGUUGCCGUGUACAUCUAGGAACCUUUACUUCUUAGUCGACAUAUUGUCCAAGGAAAUAAACAAGCAGUACAUAUUGACAGAACACGAAAGAUUUACCGAGAGAUGCAUAGGGAUCAUGUGGUCGAAUCCAUUGGCCAAUGCAGCUAGCAAGGCAUUUGUAUCGAUUUACCAGAGAUUAUAUGAAAAGGGUCACGACGAAGAGUGGAUGGACAAAUGGCAAGGGUUAGUGAUGAACGGACUAAAUGAGAAGGAUUUAAGCCGGAAUAUUCAGGUAUAUUUAUUACCGUUAUUGUUCAAAAUUUCACCCAAGUCAUACGGUAUAUUUAUAGAAAGGAAUUUGUCCCUCCAUAUAAAUGACUUAUCGAACUCAGAAAUUGACAUAUACCUUGGGUUAUUGAAAGUCGGCCAGGAUUUAGCUUUGAUGCCUGAAACUCUUCAUAAACUGAACACAAUUGUACCAUUUGACUAUAUCACCCUGCUUUUGACACACGAGGAGUCCAAAUUUAGAAUCAGUUCCUUCGCAUUACUAGUUGGGUCGGCAAAGGGCUCUCAGCCGAUACAAAAGCAAGUUUACGAUGUAUUGAUCGAUAAAAAUAUUUUGCAGAUAUUUUUCAUGGAUUGUGAUAGUGUUGAGCUUAGAAACGAUUUUGCUUCAUUAUUAAGACAGUUUUUGAUUCGUAUUAGAGACUCCAUGUACUCUUUAUCACGAGAUUUAGAGAAGAUACGCAAGAAGAACUAUGAUUUGUCUAAACAGGAUGAAUUACAGGAAUUGAUCACAUACGGAUAUGACUUUUUAACUUGGUUUCUCAAUUUCUUAAAAAGAAACUUCAUACCAGGAUCAUCAUACGCUCAAUUAUCCUUAAGUAUGAAGCUGUUACAGAUACUAGUAGAUUUAAAUUUAGAUAAUGUCCCUAGGUCUCAAGCGUACGACAAAUUAUCUACAAAGACCAAAAUAAAGAUAAGCAAUAAUAAAAUGGUAUUUCCAUUUUCUAUUGAAAUAUUCGAUGGUCAAUUAUUACGGUUGAUAAUUGAUAAUAUUACUAACAAUUAUGAAGAUAUACGGGAUACUAGCGUCAAUCUCUUGUUAGGUUGUUCAGAGAACAUAUUAUCAGAAAACAUAUUAUCUGCAGAGCAGGAUAUUAUCGAUAAAGCCUUAAUUACUCUUACCGAAUUAAAGGGUAAGAAGAGUGAAGGUGGUGCAAAGGUUUUGCAAUUUUUAGCCCAAUUAUACGACCACAUUGACGACGUUGUGAGAUUGAAAGGCUUAAUAAAUACACUUAAAGAUAAAUUAGAUUUUGGUCUAAACCACGAAUUUAACAAUGAAAAACUUCCUAGAGAACAGAGAGUCCAUGGUAUAUUCACAGCCUUGAAAUUGAUUUUCCAAAACAUCGAUAAAAAGAGAUAUAGUGUUGAAACGCCAUAUUGGACAGGUCAAUUCUCGCAUAUUUUUAGUCAAGUUACAAAAAUUUGGCUACAAACCAAACCAUUAUUAUCUAAUGCAACAGACGAUAACGAAGGUAAUGAUCUGUCUGAAGACAAAUUAGUUUUGAACUAUAGCUGGAAAGCAAUUAAGGAAUCCACAGCCUUACUUAGCACUAUUUUGGAAAUAAGUAACCCCGAAAAAAAUGCCCUUAUAGAUAAGAUUACCUUUCUUUCAGGUGCAAAUUUAAUAAUGGAUCAAUUGGCAUCAGUUAAACACCGUGGUGCAUUCUCUUCAGUUUAUCCGUCUUUUGUCUCUGCUUGCGAAAUAUGUUUCAAAAGCAAUGAUCAAGAGCUUGCAAGCAAGCCAAGCUUAUGGUUGAAGCAGAACAUCAAAUUAAUCAAAUCAAAGACUCAAUAUAUUAGUAGAAGAUCAGGGGGCUUGCCAUAUCUCAUUACGGCUAUUUUGACAGCUGAAAAAUCUUACAAUAAGUCCAAAGAAUACAAAGAUCUCAUUGAUUACACUUUUGAGGAAUUAAUAAGCAUUGCUAAGGAGGAAUAUAUACAAAAUGCUGAUGAAAAAAUGGACAUUCCUCAAGUUCAUGCUUUCAACUGUAUCAAACACAUAUUUAUUGAUUCCCAACUAUCAUCACUCUGUACUCCAUACGUCAACCAAGUUUUGACAUUAUCAUUAAUAAAUUUUUAUAACCCUACAUGGGCAAUUAGAAAUUGUGCAGUAAUGUUGUUUACUGCAUUACAAAAUCGUUUAUUUGGUACAUCCAAGUUAGGUGAACUUCUACCAUGCAUAUCUUCAAGAUUAUUCUUUGCUAAAUACAAUGGCAUUGAAGAUAUUUUGUUUCAAAACUUAGUUGAUGCUUCCGCUGCAGUUGAGCAAGAUACGAAAUUUAAUGUAAUAUUUCCGAUAUUGACUAUUCUUUCUAGAUUAGAAAAUACAUCAACUUUCGAUCCCAAGUUGCAAAAGUUUGAAACCUUAUUAAUUAAAUGUCUGCAUCAUAAAUAUUGGAAAGUACGUGAAAUGGCUGCCAAAUCAUUGGCAGCAAUUCUAUUACCAGAUAGCCUUAUACCAACUAUACGUAUUUUAAUUGACAAUUGUCAUCAUUCUCACGGAGACUUUAAUUCCAUUCAUGGGAAUUUAUUGUCAAUUUUAGAAAUUAUUAAGAGAAUUGAAACAAAGUUACCAGAUUAUAGGUUAACCGAUAGAGAAGCAAGCAACAUAUUUGAACAUACAAUCGAAUUUCUUACAGAUAGCGACAUGUUUUCAUGGUCAACAGCUAAAUGCUUCGUGGAUAUUGUACGUUGCAUUUUAAUGAAUAACUUUGAAAUUUCACUUGGAAAUAAUAAUUUAAAUAUCAUCGGCAAUUUCAUAAUACGGAACUUAACGACUGAUAUAUUCGAUAACACUCUAAAUGGGGCCAGACAGUUACUUCUCUCUGCAAUGACAGAACUCGUAUUUUCUCAAUACUUGAAAAUAGGAAGAACAGAAGACAUAAUUGAUUUAAUUAGACUAUGUUUGCUCUCUAGGGAUGUUUACGAAGUUCAAUUAGUAGCAAUUCGUUUUUGUGAUUCUCAUAUAAACCACAUUAUUGAAAUGGAUAGUAAUAAUUACUAUACUGCAAUUCUUGAAGAGCUAUGGGAUUUAGUCAAGGACGAUUCAUGUUGGAGUUUUGUUAGAUCUAACGCUUUAGAGUUGAUAAGAAAGGUUACGUCUAGAGGAGAAGAAUUAGAGAGAGAAGAGUUACGUUCCAAAAUUGAAAUAUUAAUUUCAUUUACCCUGAAGGAGUACAGUGAAGACUCCAAUUCGAAAGCGUUAGAGGCAUUAGGACCUUUGAUAGGUCAAAUUUCUGGCUGCGCUAAUGAUGACGAGACAAGCAAUUUGCAAAGAUUUUUGGAUUUGGCGUAUGAGUUUGCUAGCGAUGGAAGACCUGCUAUAGCUAGGUUAUCGUCAGUGAAUGCUAUUAUUGCGUUUGUCACAACUACCAUGAAGAAAAGGGAACAUGGUCCUUGUGUUGCCAAAGGAGUCUUUAUGCUUUACUUGGCGUUAUACGAUGAUGAUGACGAUAUUCGAUAUGAAUCUGCUAAAUGCUUAUCACACUUUUUCGCUUUUGAAUUCACCAUGGUGCCAACAGCCAUAACUGCCGUCUUCGGGCCAAACUUCUUGGCGAAAUUUGGAUCCGUUAUUAGCGAACCUAUAUUUGUUGACAAUUUUGUCAACUCUAAACCACAACUCAAGUGGAAAUUAACACAGGCUGAUGCACAAACCGAAGAUUCAUUAUUCGACGUCGAGAGCAUGAAUUUAUACAGAAACGAUAUUCAAACACGUCAGACGGCUAUUCACUUGCUUAUGGCGUGUAACCUGAUGGAACCCAUAAAUAAUGAGUCUGUCGUUAAAUUAACUGAAAAAGUUAAUAAAGACAUGUACUAUAUAAUUGACUUUGUCGCCAGAAAAGGUCAUGAUGGCUAUAUUGGGUGGUGUAAGGAUGAAUUCAUAUUCACAAGCAUUUUAGAAGGUACAUUAAAUGUGAAAGCUGUUAUUAAACUUACUAAUGAUACAGAGCUUAAUGAGAGACUUGAAUUUCUUUGGAAGUUAUUUGAUAAGCACCAGGUGCAUUAUAUGGUCAAACAUACUUCGGACUUCUUUAUUUGUACAUAG